UGCAUAGACAGAGCGACUCAAGAAACUAAAAUGAAGAGAGCUGCGGCGGAACUAGCUAAAAUCCGUUCGCAGCUUACUAAGUCUAGUUUACUAUUCUUUCUAUACGUCAUCUACUUCUUGUUCUUCUCCUUUUUAGGGUUCUUGGCACUUAGACUUACAAAGCCAAGAGUCUCUUCACGUCCUCAUGACUUGGACCUCUUCUUCACUUCUGUCUCGGCCAUUAACAUCUCUUCCAUGUCCACUGUUGAAAUGGAAGUUUUCUCCAAUACACAACUUAUCAUCCUCACUACCCUUAUGUUAUUAGGAGGCGAGAUCUUCACUUCCUUUCUCAGCCUCUACGUUUCCCAUUUCACCAAGUUCGUCUUACCUCAUAGCAAGAUUAGACAUCUUCUGGCCUCUUUUAUUUAUUUGGACCGUCCGGUCGAAGAUGGCCGUAGUGACCUCGAGACUGUAGUAGAUCAUUGUGAGGUUAAUCUUACCAAGAUCGAUGAAAGGGCUUCUAAGUGCUUGUACUAUGUGGUUCUUAGUUACCAUCUUGUAUCAACCCUAGCUGGCUCUGUGUUGCUUCUUGUGUACGUAAACUUUGUUAAAUCUGCGGGAGAUGUUCUUAGUUCCAAAGGAAUCUCACCUCUCACCUUCUCCGUCUUCACCACUGUCUCCACGUUUGCAAACUGCGGAUUUCUCCCCACGAAUGAGAACAUGGUCAUCUUUCGCAAGAACUCUGGUCUCCUCUGGCUCUUAAUCCCUCAAGUACUAAUGGGAAACACAUUGUUCCCUUGUUUCUUGGUGUUGUUCAUUUGGGGACUUUACAAGAUCACAAAGCGAGAAGAGUUUAGUUACAUUCUCAAGAACCACAAAAAGAUGGGAUACUCUCAUCUAUUCUCCGUUCGUGUAUGUGUUCUUCUUGGAUUGACAGUGUUAGGGUUUCUAAUGGUACAGCUUCUUCUCUUUGCCACCUCUGAGUGGAGCUCCAAGUCUCUCGAAGGAAUGAGUUCGUACGAGAAGUUGGUUGGAUCGUUGUUUCAAGUGGUGAAUUCGAGACACGCCGGGGAAAGCAUUGUCGACCUCUCUACACUUUCUCCAGCUAUCUUGAUACUCUUCAUAGUUAUGAUGUAUCUUCCUCCAUACACGUUACUUAUGCCGUUGACAGAACAAAAGACGAUAAAGAAAGAAGAAGAUGAUGAUUCCGGAAAUAGAAAGAACGUGAUGAAGAGUGGGCUGUUCAUGUCACAACUUUCCUUUUUGACGAUUUGCAUAUUUCUCAUUUCAAUCACCGAAAGGCAAAAACUAAGAAGAGAUCCACUCAACUUCAACGUCUUUAACAUUACUCUAGAAGUCAUCAGUGCAUAUGGAAACGUUGGUUUCACGACCGGAUAUAGCUGUGAACGGCGUCUGAACGUCAGCGACGGUGGCUGCGAAGACGCGAGUUAUGGAUUCGCAGGACGAUGGAGUCCAACCGGAAAAUUUGUACUAAUACUAGUAAUGUUUUAUGGAAGGUUUAAGCAGUUCACAGCCAAAUCUGGCCGAGCUUGGGUACUUUAUCCUUCCUAGCUCUUCCUAACAUUUAUCCAUAUCUAAUAAAUGUAUGAUAAAAAUUAGGCUCGUAUGUCGCGUUGAUUAGUAUUUCUUCUUUUUGUGCGUGAUGUAUUAUAAGUUUGUAUAAUGUAGUUUUGCAUCCAUCAUUAUUAUAGUAACAUUUUAAUUAUGAGUUUAUUUUCAAG
Molecule: messenger RNA, 1721 nt
Organism: Capsella rubella
Lineage: Eukaryota; Viridiplantae; Streptophyta; Magnoliopsida; Brassicales; Brassicaceae
Product: sodium transporter HKT1
Exons: 3
Coding region: 31-1551 (506 amino acids)
Biological process (GO): monoatomic cation transport; transmembrane transport
Cellular component (GO): plasma membrane
Molecular function (GO): sodium ion transmembrane transporter activity
Source: RefSeq, a predicted model, not a curated record